CGGCCACGGGGAUGGAUGAGGCCAGUCCCUGCCUGCAGUGGAGCCGUGGACAAUGAGCACCUUUGGGACACCACGUGGCACUGGAAUUCCAGCCCCAUGGCCGAGGUGCCAUGGGGUCUUUGUGCUCAGACGUGGCCACACAUCCCAGCCUGCCCAGAAAAGCUCAAGCAGCACAAAAUCAUCUUUGUGGUGGGUGGCCCUGGCUCGGGCAAAGGGACACAGUGUGAGAAGAUCGUGCAGAAGUAUGGCUACACCCACCUGUCCACGGGGGACCUGCUGCGGGCAGAGGUCAGCUCAGGCUCGGAGCGGGGCAAGAAGCUGCAGGCCAUCAUGGAGAAGGGAGAGCUGGUGCCCCUGGACACGGUGCUGGACAUGCUGAGGGAUGCCAUGGUGGCCAAAGCAGAUGUGUCCAAGGGCUUCCUGAUCGAUGGAUACCCCCGCGAGGUGAAGCAGGGAGAGGAGUUUGAGAAGAAGAUCGCGCCCCCCACGCUGCUGCUCUACGUGGAUGCAGGGAAGGACACGAUGGUGAAACGCCUGCUGAAGAGAGGAGAGACCAGCGGGAGGGUGGAUGACAAUGAGGAGACCAUCAAGAAGCGUUUGGAGACCUACUACAAGGCCACUGAGCCUGUCAUUGCCUUCUACAAGAGCAGAGGCAUUGUCCGCCAGCUCAACGCCGAGGGCUCUGUGGAGGAGGUUUUCCAGCAGGUCUGCACCCACCUCGACUGCCUGUAAGCAGCCCCCGGCCCCAGUUCCCCCCAGUGCACUCCAGCAGAGACAGCGGAAGCGGCUUUAUCCUGUUUUCGUGGACGGAGCCGUGCGGAGGAAAUUUCAAGGACAUUGUGUUUGGCUCUUUCCCGUCUCUCCCCAGUAAAGUUCACUGUAAUGAA
This is a messenger RNA of Agelaius phoeniceus (red-winged blackbird), 887 nucleotides long. Lineage: Eukaryota; Metazoa; Chordata; Aves; Passeriformes; Icteridae. The record is from RefSeq and is a predicted model, not a curated record.